AUGUCCACCGAAGCCGAGAAGGUCGAGCUCGAGGCCGUCCCCCUCAAGACCGACACCGACACGCCCGCCGAGCCCGAGACGACCACGGAGGCCGUCAUCGUCGCCCCCAAGAGGUCGUGGUUCUCCAAAAAGGCGACGAAGAAGGCCGACGACGACGAGAAGAAGGCCGAGGAGGGCGCCGUCACCGGGGAAGCGUGCAAGAAGAAGUGCUGGUGGCGUCGCGAGAAGGCCGAAAAGACUGAGGAACAGCAGAAGGCCGACCACAUCUCCAUUGGGAUCAACCUGGUCGACCGCGAUGAGAAGAACAUCAACGAUCACGUCAAGUUCGGCUUCGAGGACAUCUUCGGCGAGGCCGACACGGCCCAUUCGUGGGACUGCGUGUGGCGCCUCGUAUUCCGCGUGUUCACCUGGACCCGGCUGUUCGUCUACCGACUUGGCUCUUUGCUGAUCGGCCUGCCGGCUGCGAUCAUCUUCGGCGUGCUGUUCGCGCUGUUCACCGUGCUGAACGUGUUCGCGUGCGUGCCGUUGGCCAAGCUGCUCUCCAUCCCGGCGCAGUGGAUCGCCAAGGUGUGGACGUACGUCGUGGAGGCUGUGUUCGACCCGGUCUUCCGUUCGAUCGGCCUCAUCUGGUCUCGGAUCACCGCCCGCAACUACGGUAUCCACAGCCACCCCACCGAUCUCCCCCAG
Messenger RNA from Mesorhabditis spiculigera, 687 nucleotides. Lineage: Eukaryota; Metazoa; Nematoda; Chromadorea; Rhabditida; Rhabditidae. The record is from the annotation of a GenBank genome assembly.